GAAAACAAUGGGGAACAAGUUGUUGUUGCUUCUGCUUCUUUCUCUUGUGCAUGCUUAUUCAGGAGAAUCUACAGUCAGAUAUCUUCCUGGUUUCCAAGGCCCUCUUCCUUUCGAGCUUGAAACUGGGUACAUUGGUGUUGGUGAGGCAGAUGAAGAACAAUUUUUCUACUACUUUAUCAAAUCUGAGAGAAACCCAAAAGAAGACCCUCUUCUUAUCUGGUUAGCCGGAGGACCUGGCUGCUCUUCUAUCUCUGGCCUUGUUCUUGAAAAUGGACCUCUGGCUUUCAGUAUUGAGUCUGACAGUGGAAACACCCCAUCAUUGGUCUCUACUACAUAUUCAUGGACUAAGGUGGCGAAUAUAAUCUAUUUGGAUCAGCCAGUUGGCACUGGCUUCUCUUACUCAAAAAACCGACUUGCUAAAAUACAAAGUGACACAAGAUCAGCUAAGCGGGUCCAUGAGUUUGUUCGUAAUUGGCUAGCCAAGCAUCCUGAGUAUUUCUCCAAUCCUUUCUAUGUCACCGGGAAUUCUUAUUCCGGUAAAACGGUUCCAGCUGUUGUUCAAGAAAUCUCAAUUGGAAAUGGUCUAGGCUGUAAACCUCAAAUAAACCUUCAGGGUUACGUGCUGGGAAAUCCUGUAACAGAAGAAGAUCGCGAUAAGAACUGGCGCAUUCCAUAUGCUCAUGGAAUGGGUUUGAUCUCUAAUGAAAUCUACGAGUCGCUAAGGAGAAGCUGCAGAGAAAAUUAUGUUAAAGUGGAUCCUCUUAACACUGAAUGCAUGAAUCUCCUUGAAGAGUUUGACAAGUGUGUUAAUGGAUUAGAUAUGGCAUAUAUUCUAGGACCACAGUACAAAAACCCGUCUAACCCCUAUGACACCAGCCCGGAUGGGCAUCGCUUGACUGUGCAGUCAUUCCGCUGGGCCAAUGAGGAGAGUGUGCGCAGAGCCCUUCAUGUGGAGAAGGGGAGUAUAGGAGAAUGGUCUCGAUGUCCUCGGAAAAUGCCUUACAAAUCAGACAUUAACAGCAGUGUACCAUACCAUAAGAACAACAGCAUCCAAGGAUUUCGAUCUCUCAUCUUCAGUGGUGAUCACGACAUGAUUGUCCCUUUCUUUGCUACUCAAGACUGGAUAAGAUCGCUCAACUAUUCAAUUGUUGAUGAUUGGAGGCCAUGGAUGGUUCACAAUCAAGUUGCUGGAUACACAAGGACUUAUGCCAAUAAGAUGACAUUUGCCACUGUUAAAGGCGGUGAGCACUCGAUAGCGCAUAAACAAGAGGAGGACUCGGUUAUGUUCAAGAGAUGGAUUAGUGGCCAACCUCUGUAACAGCUUAUCAGCGAUUUGAUAACAAGAUUAAAAAAACUGCAAAAUCUUUAUAUGAUGUCUACGUAAUUUAUUGUAAGUGAGCCCAAUGUUAUGGGGCGAAUUGUAUUAGUCAGCGAACAUUCAAAAGACUUUGGCAGUACUUGAUUUGUGGAGUUCAGCAACUAGGUAAAUGGAUUCUAGAUGAGC
Molecule: messenger RNA, 1504 nt
Organism: Raphanus sativus (radish)
Lineage: Eukaryota; Viridiplantae; Streptophyta; Magnoliopsida; Brassicales; Brassicaceae
Product: serine carboxypeptidase-like 15
Exons: 13
Coding region: 8-1318 (436 amino acids)
Biological process (GO): proteolysis; secondary metabolic process
Molecular function (GO): acyltransferase activity, transferring groups other than amino-acyl groups; serine-type carboxypeptidase activity
Source: RefSeq, a predicted model, not a curated record